Molecule: messenger RNA, 3457 nt
Organism: Ictalurus punctatus (channel catfish)
Lineage: Eukaryota; Metazoa; Chordata; Actinopteri; Siluriformes; Ictaluridae
Product: zinc finger protein 501
Exons: 1
Coding region: 11-1375 (454 amino acids)
Cellular component (GO): nucleus
Source: RefSeq, a predicted model, not a curated record
UGCUUCAGAAAUGAACCAUGCCCUGCUGCAAGUCGUCUUCUGCUCCUGGUGUCGACUUUCCUACACAUCUCAAAUUUACCUUGACAAUCACGUAAGGAGAAGCCACUAUGAGGAUCAUGUGAGAUCGGAGCCCAGAGGAAGCUCCAAUAGUCGGCAAACGUGCUCUGAUACUCUCCAAAUGAACGCCAGACGAAAUCGGAAAGAAAUAUGUCGCUCCUCAAAAUGUGGGAAGGGCUUUAUGAAUCUCCAUAAUCUUGGUAAGCACCAGUGUGUCCACACAAGAGAAAAGCCACUUCCCUGCUCACAAUGUGGAAAGAGUUUUACUUACCAGUGUCAUCUCCGACAACAUCAGCGCGUUCACACAAAAGAGAAACCGUAUUGCUGCCCACACUGUGGGAAGAGCUUUAAUCAACAUGGCAACCUUCAAAGACACCAGCGCAUUCAUACAGGAGAGAAGCCGUAUCAGUGUUCACAGUGUGACCGGCGUUUCACUGAUCAGGGCACUCUAAUAAAACACCAACGUAUUCACGGAGGGGAUAAGCCGUAUCAUUGCUCAGAAUGCGGAAAGCGUUUUAGAGAACAGAGUAGUUACAGAAACCACCAGCUUAUUCACACGGACGAAAAGCCGUACCAGUGCUUACAGUGUGGAAAAUAUUUUCGACAGCGGCGUCAACUCAAAGAGCACCAGCGCGUUCACACAGGAGAGAAACCAUAUCUCUGCUCACACUGUGGAAGUAGUUUCAAUAAAAGCAGUACGCUACAACGACAUCAGCGAAUUCACACAGGAGAGAAGCCGUACGUCUGCUCACAGUGCGGGAAGAGCUUUAUUCAACAAAGUGAUCUCCAAAGACACCAGGGGAUUCACACAGGAGAGCAGCUGUAUUACUGCUCAGAGCGUGGUAAGAGUUAUUAUCACCAGCGUAUUCGCACCGGAGGGAAAACGUAUCAUUGCUCACAGUGUGGGAAAAAAUUUACACGCCAGAGUAAUCUCAAAGAGCACGAACUCAUUCACAAAGGAGAGAAGCAGUUUCACUGCUCUCAUUGUCGGAAGAGUUUUAACACGAAAAGGUCUUUACGAAGACACCAGCGUAUUCACAAGGGCGAGAAGCCGUAUCACUGCUCAGAAUGUGGGAAGAGCUUUAAUCAACUGGACGAUCUUCAAAAACACCACCGCAUUCAUACAAGAGAAAAGACGCAUCAGUGCUCGCUCUGCGGGAAGAGUUUUGCUUACCAGAGUAAUCUCAAAACACACCAGCGCAUUCACACAGGAGAGAAGCCGUACCACUGCUCACAGUGUGGACAGAGAUUCACUUAUUUCAAGACGUUUAAAAAGCACAAGUGCACCAACGUUGAGCAGUCAGAUUGUGCCACAUGAUCUUCGAAUCUAGAUAGAAGGUUAUUGGUGCAGGCGGGCUGGUUUAAUUGUUUCAGAAACUGCUGACCACUGAAACCCCUCGGAUUUUAAUGUACAACACUGUCUAGUUGCUGGGGGGAAUGGGAAGAUGCCACCAGUUCUGUUUUUCGAUCUUUAACUCUUGAAUUUCGGCCCACUAUAGCCUUGGAUCUUUGUUCUUGGCUGAUAGGAGUGGAAUCCAGUGUGAUCUGUAGCCCAUCUGCUUCAUGGUUUGGGAUGCUUUUCUUCUCAUCAUGGUUGUAAAGAGUGGUUAUUCAGUCCCUUCAAUACAUCACAAUUUUGCGAUCGCAGAAAAUCUGCAAUAUUCAGAGCAGCUUGCAAUUUUUCAAAAUUACCAUGGAUUUGGACAGACACGUCAUGUGACGUCUUCACUGCUCAUUUAGGCAAAGCCCUUUUCAAUUCAUGUGUGUCAAACAUGAGUACAGCUAAAAGAUCUCAUGUACCAACAAACAUCGCUGCGAAAGGUCGUGCAAAACAAUUUCGUGUAAUUGCAAAUUUCACCAAUUAUCGCAAAAUCGAGCAUUUUUUGCUGCAACAAUCACAGAAAAACUCCUGAAAAAAUCUUGUACAAACUUGUUAUUUGACGUAUUCUAGCCUUCUUGUCCACUCAAACCAGUUUGGACGUUCUCCUGUGAUCUCUCUCAUUGACGAGGCGUUUCUGCCUGCCUAACUGCCACAGACUCUGGGGGAUAAAGUGAAUUUGGAGGACCCGGUACAUUAUGCAGUGCUGAGUUGAGUGUGCUGAUAGCUUUGGGCUAGAAAAUGUUCAGUAAUCUGGAUGUCCAUUCUCUGAUGGUCUGAUAGCGCUUCCCAGAUGGCAGCAUGACAAAGCGGUGGUGGCAGGGUGUGCGGUAUCCUUGAUGCUAGAAGCUUUCCACAGUCAACGGGAACUGUAGGUAUCCUCCAGGCCAUGCAGCUGGGUUUCGGUGAUUCUCUGGCCUAUGAUGAUGACUCUUUACAAAGCCCUUUUUAGCCUUUAGAGCAGUUGCCAUACCACAAUGAAAUCCCUUUGGUCAAUACAUUGCCGAUGGCACAGCAGUAAAAUGUAGUCAAGUAUCAGGUAGCAGAAAAUUCUUGAUGUCCAAUUGGGGUUGUUUGGUUUGGGAACCCAAAAGAUUUGGGAACCCCUGCUCUAGAGACUGUUGUGUAUGAAAAUCCCAGGAGAUCAGCAGUUUCUUAAAUACAAAAUUCAUAUCUUUUUUUAGUGUUUUCUAAAAUGAGAGCACGAUGGUUUAGUGGUUAGCAUGUUCGUCUCACACCUCCAGGGUUGGGGGUUCCAUUCCCGCCACUGCCCUGUGUGUGCCGCGCAUGCAUGUUCUCCCUGUACUGCGGGGGUUCACUCCGGUUUCCUCCCCCAGUCCAAAGACAUGCAUUGUAGGCUGACUGGCGUGUACAAAGUGUCUGUAGUGUAUGAAUGGGUGUGUGAAUGUGUAUGUAAUUGUGCUCUGCAGUGGUUUGGCACCCUGUUCAGGAUGAACCUCGCCUUGUACUCCCUGGGGUAGGCUCCAGGUUCCCCAUGACCCUGUAGGAUAAGUGGUAUAGAAAAUGGAUGGAUGGUUUCUAAAAUACCCUUUCUUAAACAAGCCUGUCUGGCAACCAUCAACCAUGCCAGAUCACAUUUUCCCCCAUUCUCAUGUUUGAUAUGAACAUCAACUGAAGCUAUUGACCUGUAUCUGCAUGAUUUAUGCAUUAUGUCAUUCCCACAUGAUUGGCUGAUUGCAUAAGUGCAUGAAUGAGCAGGUGUACAGGUUUUCCUAAUUGAAGUGGCCAGUGAGCAUAUGUAUAUCUAUAGUCUUUUAUGUUCAUUGAAUAAAGUUGGCUCCCUACUUUAAAAUUACAAAUACUCUCUGUUGGUUCUUCAUUUCAAUCCAAUACUAUAUCUGCAUAUAUCAUGAAAAGCAUUCAUAUAUUUAUUCUUCUCCAAGUGACUUAGCCACCAAUCCUGGGGGUAUUCCAGUCUCACGCAUGGUUACUGAACAAUUUAAUGUACUUUUAUUCUGUAGGAAGUUAUUCCUUCGUAUAUCUUUUAUUUUCUAUGGCCGA